Molecule: messenger RNA, 1556 nt
Organism: Acanthaster planci (crown-of-thorns starfish)
Lineage: Eukaryota; Metazoa; Echinodermata; Asteroidea; Valvatida; Acanthasteridae
Gene: cfap161
Product: cilia and flagella associated protein 161
Biological process (GO): cilium assembly
Cellular component (GO): motile cilium
Source: RefSeq, a predicted model, not a curated record
CCACCGAUUAUUUACAAAGUUGCUAGGGAAGUCGUCGGUCGGCCGUACUGUUUAUCAUUUUGUGUACUUACUCUUCCGGUUUCCCCCGAUUCGUAUCAUCACAUUAGAUCCAAAUAAAAUCUCAAACCAAAAUGAGUGUAAGAACAUACAAUCCGUCCGUGCGAGUUGCAAACUGGAUUGAAGAUAUUUGUCUUGAGGAGGACACACUGAAAGAUUUCCUUGAGAAACGAGACAGAGGGGAGUUGGCCAUUCAGCAAUCAUCCCGACUGAAAGAAACGAUACUCAAAAAGACUGAAUUAUCGGUAACACUGGAUGGAUUCCUUCACUUCGGUGACCGUGUCAUGCUUCGCAAUGAGGCUGACACCAACCAGGUCAAGACACAGCCUGGUGUGGAACCCCGACAGGCCAACACGCUGGCCGUCAACAUGUCUGAGAUGAAGAUGCACGAAUCGGUACAGUUUGAAGGCACGUGCAAUGUCAGUGGGAGCCGACUCCUAAUGCCCUGUGCAAGAAACACAUUUGUCAUACUUCCCGUGGAGGCAGGAAUUCCAGAGGGAACCCCACUCCGUUACGGCCAGCAUUUCUGCCUGAGCACACUCCCUGGCAUUGGAGGCGAUUUGAAGUUGAAGUCAGACAUAGCUACCUUCCAGCAGUCGGCCAAGAAGACUCGCAAGCAGCUGGUGACGUUUGAGGAGUGUGCCACCUACCUGAUCCACUGGCGCAUAUUGCACUUUGACCCCCAGCUCCGCAUGGAGACGGAGGGCCUGCCUGUGCCCGCCAACCAGAAGAUAAUUUUUAACCAUUGCAAGACCAAUCAAGACCUGUGCGUCAUCAGCGAUGCCACAGUUCGGACCCCUUUCGGACGGGAGUACGAGAUCGUGGCUUACACCGACCUGGACUCACACAAAGCAGAAAAGGACAUCAACCACUGGAUCAUCCAGACUGGUCACCCACCAGAGCCAACAGAUCCUGCUGCCACAUUACCUUUAGGUGCCCAACAGUGAGACUCCUAACUUUGCAACCCCUAAAAAUUGGAAAAGUCAAGGGUUUAUCAAUAAAGAUUUACUUAAACAGUCUGGGUAGUUUCAUUUUUGAAGAGGGGUAGGGAGAGCAGAUACAUAUUUCUGGUAUAUUGUAUGAUUUUUUUUGUAUAUACAUUUUGCAUUUUCCUAUUGAGAAGCUUCAUUGACAGGAACAGGCCCGAAAGUUAAAACUACCUGCAAUGAUUUUUGUGAAGACCGUAAGAGCAAACACAAUACAGGUCACAAGACCACGCACAAGUAAUAGGGUGAACGGUGACAGCUUAUGACUUAAUUCAGACUGGAGGUCUUGCCUUCAUCUUAUGGGGGAUCUUGUGAUGGUCUUGUGGGGUCCAGACUACUGAGGAACUGUGUUCUAGUCAGUAGUGAUAUUCAAAUGUCUACUGCUGUCACAAGCGUGGAGUGCUAGUAUGAGAACGACACUGACAGGAUGAUAAGCGAUACCGUGCACGAUAUGGGGCCGAUGGGUACCCCCCCCACAUGUCCAAUCCCUAUACACACUCUCGGCUAUUGUUA